AUGGGUAUCACAGAGAGUAAAUUACUAGUUGCCAGUGUCUCCAGAGCUUGCAAUGAGGCAGAGGAGAUUGAUGGCCUGAGUAAAAACAUUCUCUCCGAUCCGCUGGUGCAGAGUCAGAUAAAAAACAUUCUCUCUGACCCACUGGUGAGUAGUCCUUGCCAUGCUGUUGUCUCAACUAUUGCUCAAACCAGACAGGUUGCCUCCUAUGCUACACCAAUUUGGAAAGCAUUGCCAGUUGAUGCAAGAAACAAAAUUACUGGCCAUGAAAGCCCUACACAGAGAGCAAUAAAGAGAGUUACUACCACUAUCACUCUCUCCUCAGAUCUGAAAGGAUUCCUCGACAGCUGCAAGAACCGCCCUUAUUAUUUCUUUGAGGCAAUCGGUAGGAAAUUUGAUUUGCGUUACCCUCUUGCUCAAUGCUAUCUGUUCCUCUCCGAUACAGAGUUGAGCAGGGGCAGAGUGCAACGUCGACUCUUCUUGAUUAUUUUCGCUCGCUUGAAGGCAAGACUAGGACACUCUCGCCUACAUUCCUCCGCUCGCGAAAUUAUUGCUUUCAGCCUCCAGCAUUCAGGGUUGAUUGAAGACAACGCAUCGGAUAUUGACAGGAAAUUUGGUGAUUGGGCAUCCAGAGGGGAGAGGUAUGAGGUACUGGCAGCGGCUUGUGGAGGACUUGAUUCCUUAAUUAUCCUCCCAGGCGAUAUCUGUGACACAUUUUGGGAGAAGCAUCUGCCAAAGUCUGGCGCAUUGCACGAUAAGAUGAUAAAAACACUUCAGCAACGAGGUGUUGGCAGUUUUGUUGAGGAACUCGGUGGCGUCUCCAUCUUGGAAGAUAUUAUUAGAUGUAUAUGGCCUCGCCUAGAGGAAGAUAUAAAUGAGGCUAUGAGGGAGCAUGAACCAUCAAUCCAUCGUGGGGAAACAACUGCACACAUUCCAACCGCAGACCCGAAUUUCUUCAGCAAUGACCUUGCAAUGCAAAUGCAUGGAACUUCCUACACCCCAGCCUUGGAUGCAAAUGGUACUCUACACGCGUCAACAUCAGAGCAAACUAUUUCCUGCACUCAACGAUCUCCGCACUAUACAAUGCAAAUGUAUGGGAUGCAGCACGUUGCAACACAAAAUCCAAACAUUGUCAGCAAUGACCAGGCGAGGCAAAGCCCAUGUUUCCUUCCCGAGAUUAGAAUUGGUGGUACAUUUAUUACAUCUACAAGGGCGCAGGUGAAUCCGUCGGGAUAUUAA
This is a messenger RNA of Histoplasma mississippiense, 1236 nucleotides long. RefSeq lists its product with no specific name. The record is from RefSeq and is a predicted model, not a curated record. The transcript has 2 exons. Lineage: Eukaryota; Fungi; Ascomycota; Eurotiomycetes; Onygenales; Ajellomycetaceae. Bases 1 to 1236 code for a protein of 411 amino acids.